Molecule: messenger RNA, 1854 nt
Organism: Raphanus sativus (radish)
Lineage: Eukaryota; Viridiplantae; Streptophyta; Magnoliopsida; Brassicales; Brassicaceae
Exons: 3
Coding region: 1-1854 (617 amino acids)
Molecular function (GO): zinc ion binding
Source: RefSeq, a predicted model, not a curated record
AUGGUUGUGGAGGAUUUUGAUAUGGAAGAAGAUAGCUUAGGUGAUUUGGAGUUCAUUUAUCUACCUACUGAGUUGAUCAAUACAUCAACUUCCCCACCUGUGAUAAUUGCAAACAAUAGACAGCUUAAGAAUUUUCUUGGCUAUGUUGAAAAGAGUGUUUCUACUCUAUUGUGUUUAACAUCUAAAGCCAAGGGUCAGAAUCCGGAUGAAGCAGAAUUUGAUCUUAACAUGUCGCCAUCUGAUUCAAGUGAUGAUGAAGAGGAGAGCAAGUCCUCGAACAGAAGUGACGAAGCUCCUGUGUUUGCUGACACUCAGAGCGAGGAGAAGAAAGAAAAGGAUGACGGAGUCGAAUUUGAUGAGGAUGCCUAUGAGGCAGGUACUGAGAUCUGUGAAACCGAGAACAUAGAUAGUAAGUUAAACUCCUCUCUGCUCCAAGUUGUUAAGACGGGACAACAUUUUGAGAGCAAAACUUUGUUGAAGGCGACUUUCGAGAUAUGUGCAAUGAAGCAUAACUUUGACUACCAAGUUAUCAAAACGGAUAGGAAAGUUUGGUAUGUUAGAUGUGCGGAUGAUGCAUGCAGUUGGAGUGUUCGAGCAACGUGUUUGAAGGAUUCUAAAUUUUGCGUGAUCAAGAAGUAUGUCGGUCAACAUAGUUGCGCACCUUCAAGCAAAACCAAAGCGUGUAAGACUGCCUCGGCAAAAACUAUAGGCAGUCUCAUUAUGCAUAAGUAUGAAGGGGUCAAGGAGGGGCCAAAAUCAUUGGAUGCUCGUGAAUAUGCGAUCAAUGCAGUAAGAGGUAUUCCAGAGAGAAGUUAUGGGAAAAUACCAAAAUACUUGCACAUGCUGCGAGAGGCUAAUCCGGGGACACAUUCAGCUUAUGAGAUGGACGGCAAAGGGAGGUUUCAGUACCUGUUUAUUGCAUUUGGGCAAUCGAUAAGAGGUUUUAAGAGAGUCAUGAGGCAGCUCAAGCUUGUCAUAGAUGAUGAUCGCCAUUUGGCUUUUAUUUCGGACAGACAUGGGUCCAUCGUUAAGGGGCUUAAGAAGGUGUAUCCAGAAGCUAGACAUGGUAUAUGUAUUCAUCAUUUGUUGAAUAAUGUGGUCACCUACUACCAUGGGAAAGGACUUGUUGGGUUGGUUUCAAAGGCUUCAAAGACUUAUAGAGUCGCUGAUUUUGAUAAGACUUUUGCGAAUGUGUGUAAUAUCAGUCUGGCUAUUGGAAAAUACCUACGGGAUGCUGAUGUGCAGAAAUGGGCUAGAUGUCAAUUUCCUGGAUACCGAUACGACCUGAGGACAACCAACCCGGCAGAAUCUAUCAACUCUGCUUUGCGUUCGCCGAGAGAGUUUCCACUCAUUCCUUUGUUGGACAGUAUCAGGGAAAUGUUGACACGUUGGUUUUAUAAGCGUAAGAAGCUGAUUGCAAAGCAUAAUCAUCCUCUGACAAAAAAAGUGGAGUUAAAGAUAGCUAGGAGAACCAGGAAAGGCGCCACAUUUGAAGUUUACCCUGUCAGUGAAGGAAGAUUGCUUGUUAGAGGUGACAUGUUUGACUGCUUAGUUGAUCUGGAUAGACAGACUUGCUCAUGUGGAAAGUUCGACCUUUUGAAGAUCCCUUGUAGGCAUGCAAUUAAAGCUGGUUUUCAUGUUGGAAGGCAACCACACACAUUGACUGAUUUGAUGUAUACGACAGGAGCUUGGAGAGAAGCUUAUCAAGAAAGCAUAAAUCCUAUUGGUGUUCCUGAGGAUGCUUGGUCCAUACCAGAAGAUGUUAAGAAAGUCAAUGUGCUACCACCAGAGACAAGAAAGGCUGCAGGAAGAAAUAGAAAGCGCAGAUAUGAAACUGUUGAGGACAAAAUUUGA